Molecule: messenger RNA, 5847 nt
Organism: Homo sapiens (human)
Lineage: Eukaryota; Metazoa; Chordata; Mammalia; Primates; Hominidae
Gene: ECE1
Product: endothelin converting enzyme 1
Exons: 19
Coding region: 806-3142 (778 amino acids)
Biological process (GO): axon guidance; gene expression; signal transduction
Cellular component (GO): plasma membrane
Molecular function (GO): metallopeptidase activity; metalloendopeptidase activity
Source: RefSeq, a predicted model, not a curated record
GUCCAGGGAGGUGAUGUUUGAGUUGGGUCUUGAAGGAUGGGUAGGAGUUUGCCAGCCAGGCAAAGCUAGUAGUAGCAGAGCCAAAAUUUAAACCUGAACAGUCUGGCUCCAGACUCUGUGUUCUUUCCUGCAGCAUGCUUGGCCCUGCUGCCCUACAAGGCCUAGCCUUGGGAGGUGAGACUCUGGGUCCUGGGUCACUCCACGUGAGCCCUAGACCAUUUUCCCAUCCAAUUCCUGCUUUUGCUCUUCACAAACUCCCACUCUCUCCCCCUUCUGCAAAGGUGGUUGGGAGUUGACUAGCCUUGUAGGCAGUCUGUGUCUCUCUAAGUGACUAGGAUUUGUGGUGUGCUGAGAAGGGUACACAGAUUCUACCCUCAGUUCUCCUGUGGCAGGUAGGAGGCACAGACAGACAGAGAAGCAUUUCCUGGUUUGUUUUUCCACUGUUUGCCCCGAGCACAUGAACUGUGCUUUGCAUAAGGCACCUCCUCAGAUCAUUGCAACAACCCUGGCAGGUAGAGGUAAUUUACUGCCGUUUUAAGCAUGAGAAAGGUGACUCACAGAGGUUGAGCCAUGUGUCCAAGGUCACACAGCUAAGCCAGUAAGUAGAGGGACUGGAAUUUGCACCUCAAUCUAACUGCAAGGCCUGUACUCGUGUUUUUAAGCCAUCAGGAAGAAUACCAGGUUAUGAAGGCCACGCCCCUUUCUGGUGAGUCUCACCUCUGUGCUGGUAAUCAGGACACCCAGGAAUUGCAAGUCGGCGGUAGCAAGCAUAAGGUUGCAUUGAUUUCAGUGCUUCUCAACGGACAUGUGCAUGAGAAUCAUCAGGAAUGCUGGUUACAAAUGCAAGUUUCAUUGCCCUCAUCCUAGAGGUUCUAACUCAAUGUCGACGUACAAGCGGGCCACGCUGGACGAGGAGGACCUGGUGGACUCGCUCUCCGAGGGCGACGCAUACCCCAACGGCCUGCAGGUGAACUUCCACAGCCCCCGGAGUGGCCAGAGGUGCUGGGCUGCACGGACCCAGGUGGAGAAGCGGCUGGUGGUGUUGGUGGUACUUCUGGCGGCAGGACUGGUGGCCUGCUUGGCAGCACUGGGCAUCCAGUACCAGACAAGAUCCCCCUCUGUGUGCCUGAGCGAAGCUUGUGUCUCAGUGACCAGCUCCAUCUUGAGCUCCAUGGACCCCACAGUGGACCCCUGCCAUGACUUCUUCAGCUACGCCUGUGGGGGCUGGAUCAAGGCCAACCCAGUCCCUGAUGGCCACUCACGCUGGGGGACCUUCAGCAACCUCUGGGAACACAACCAAGCAAUCAUCAAGCACCUCCUCGAAAACUCCACGGCCAGCGUGAGCGAGGCAGAGAGAAAGGCGCAAGUAUACUACCGUGCGUGCAUGAACGAGACCAGGAUCGAGGAGCUCAGGGCCAAACCUCUAAUGGAGUUGAUUGAGAGGCUCGGGGGCUGGAACAUCACAGGUCCCUGGGCCAAGGACAACUUCCAGGACACCCUGCAGGUGGUCACCGCCCACUACCGCACCUCACCCUUCUUCUCUGUCUAUGUCAGUGCCGAUUCCAAGAACUCCAACAGCAACGUGAUCCAGGUGGACCAGUCUGGCCUGGGCUUGCCCUCGAGAGACUAUUACCUGAACAAAACUGAAAACGAGAAGGUGCUGACCGGAUAUCUGAACUACAUGGUCCAGCUGGGGAAGCUGCUGGGCGGCGGGGACGAGGAGGCCAUCCGGCCCCAGAUGCAGCAGAUCUUGGACUUUGAGACGGCACUGGCCAACAUCACCAUCCCACAGGAGAAGCGCCGUGAUGAGGAGCUCAUCUACCACAAAGUGACGGCAGCCGAGCUGCAGACCUUGGCACCCGCCAUCAACUGGUUGCCUUUUCUCAACACCAUCUUCUACCCCGUGGAGAUCAAUGAAUCCGAGCCUAUUGUGGUCUAUGACAAGGAAUACCUUGAGCAGAUCUCCACUCUCAUCAACACCACCGACAGAUGCCUGCUCAACAACUACAUGAUCUGGAACCUGGUGCGGAAAACAAGCUCCUUCCUUGACCAGCGCUUUCAGGACGCCGAUGAGAAGUUCAUGGAAGUCAUGUACGGGACCAAGAAGACCUGUCUUCCUCGCUGGAAGUUUUGCGUGAGUGACACAGAAAACAACCUGGGCUUUGCGUUGGGCCCCAUGUUUGUCAAAGCAACCUUCGCCGAGGACAGCAAGAGCAUAGCCACCGAGAUCAUCCUGGAGAUUAAGAAGGCAUUUGAGGAAAGCCUGAGCACCCUGAAGUGGAUGGAUGAGGAAACCCGAAAAUCAGCCAAGGAAAAGGCCGAUGCCAUCUACAACAUGAUAGGAUACCCCAACUUCAUCAUGGAUCCCAAGGAGCUGGACAAAGUGUUUAAUGACUACACUGCAGUUCCAGACCUCUACUUUGAAAAUGCCAUGCGGUUUUUCAACUUCUCAUGGAGGGUCACUGCCGAUCAGCUCAGGAAAGCCCCCAACAGAGAUCAGUGGAGCAUGACCCCGCCCAUGGUGAACGCCUACUACUCGCCCACCAAGAAUGAGAUUGUGUUUCCGGCCGGGAUCCUGCAGGCACCAUUCUACACACGCUCCUCACCCAAGGCCUUAAACUUUGGUGGCAUAGGUGUCGUCGUGGGCCAUGAGCUGACUCAUGCUUUUGAUGAUCAAGGACGGGAGUAUGACAAGGACGGGAACCUCCGGCCAUGGUGGAAGAACUCAUCCGUGGAGGCCUUCAAGCGUCAGACCGAGUGCAUGGUAGAGCAGUACAGCAACUACAGCGUGAACGGGGAGCCGGUGAACGGGCGGCACACCCUGGGGGAGAACAUCGCCGACAACGGGGGUCUCAAGGCGGCCUAUCGGGCUUACCAGAACUGGGUGAAGAAGAACGGGGCUGAGCACUCGCUCCCCACCCUGGGCCUCACCAAUAACCAGCUCUUCUUCCUGGGCUUUGCACAGGUCUGGUGCUCCGUCCGCACACCUGAGAGCUCCCACGAAGGCCUCAUCACCGAUCCCCACAGCCCCUCUCGCUUCCGGGUCAUCGGCUCCCUCUCCAAUUCCAAGGAGUUCUCAGAACACUUCCGCUGCCCACCUGGCUCACCCAUGAACCCGCCUCACAAGUGCGAAGUCUGGUAAGGACGAAGCGGAGAGAGCCAAGACGGAGGAGGGGAAGGGGCUGAGGACGAGACCCCCAUCCAGCCUCCAGGGCAUUGCUCAGCCCGCUUGGCCACCCGGGGCCCUGCUUCCUCACACUGGCGGGUUUUCAGCCGGAACCGAGCCCAUGGUGUUGGCUCUCAACGUGACCCGCAGUCUGAUCCCCUGUGAAGAGCCGGACAUCCCAGGCACACGUGUGCGCCACCUUCAGCAGGCAUUCGGGUGCUGGGCUGGUGGCUCAUCAGGCCUGGGCCCCACACUGACAAGCGCCAGAUACGCCACAAAUACCACUGUGUCAAAUGCUUUCAAGAUAUAUUUUUGGGGAAACUAUUUUUUAAACACUGUGGAAUACACUGGAAAUCUUCAGGGAAAAACACAUUUAAACACUUUUUUUUUUAAGGAAAGAAUUGGUAUAUUUAUUAUGUUCUGUUUUUCUAAAUAACCUGUGGACAAGGGAAGCCCCACUGAUUUACUCCCUCUCUUCCCCACUCCCUGUGAGGCUGGGCUGAGGCACGGAUCCCUGGGCCACAGAGCAAGUCUCCAAAUCAGACAGCUGCCUCAGCCCCUGGGAUGUGUGAUUUCAGCUCCUGUCACCUCAUGCAAGGGCGUGGAGACCAGUAGAGGUGUGGAGGCCAGGCAGAGAGAGGAGCCUGCUCUGCGGGGGGCCCAGCUCAUGGGCACUGCCCCUUCAGCUAGCCUGCCUCCGUCCCCUGAGUCCAACAGUGGGAGCCCUAGCUGGGAAGUUCUGAUCCCCAAAGCCACAGCAGGGGACUGAUGGCUAUAGCAGAAUGAGGUCGGGUCAGGACCCUCAAACACCAUCUGGGAACACCAAGCACCCUGAAUCGAGACUGCAGGAGCCCUGCGGGGUGAGACUGUGUCAGAGAUACACUGCUGGCCACAAGUGUCCCCUCUCAGUCCCACCUUUUCGGGCUGUCCCAUGUCUAUCUCAGGGGCCCGUUACCUCUCUGCAGCAGUCCCCCAUCCCAGCCACACCAGGGUCUGUCCGGCCAACCCUCUUCCCCAGGGAAAGGAGAAAAGAGAAAACAGGCUGGGCCCGGUGGCUCACUCCUGUAAUCCCAGCACUUUGGGAGGUUGAGGUGGGCGGAUCACCUGAGGUCAGGAGUUUGAGACCAGCCUGGCCAACGUGGUGAAACCCCAUCUCUACUAAAAAAAAUUACAAAAAUUAGCCGGGAGUGGUGGUGGGCACCUGUAAUCCCAGUUACUCGGGAGGCUGAGGCAAGAGAAUCUCUUGAGCUCAGGAGGCAGAGGUUGCAGUGAGCUGAGAUUGCGCCACUGCACUCCAGCCUGGGUGACAGAGGGAGACUCCGUCCCAAAAAAAAGAAAAGAGAAACAGCUGUCACCUCCCGCAGGACCCAAAUCCUCUCUCUGAGCACCGUCAUCCACCACAUGGCUGGGCCUGGCUCCCAGGACCAGUCCAGUCCUCUAGUGCCUUAUCUGAGGCUGCAGCCGCCAGUCUCCACCCCAAGGAGACAGCCCCUGCUCCUAGAUGCCCUUGGCCUCCGCAGUGCAGCCCCCAGGUGUCCUGACUGAAGCACAGGCCAUAGCCCCAUUUCCCCGGUGCCUGCAGGGCUAACCUCCACGGGAGCCCAGGAGCUCUGGCCGGCAGGUCCAUGGCACAGGGCAUCGGAAGACUGCAAAACUGCUGGACUUACCCUGGGCUGCAGUCCAUUGUCGGCCCCUGGGUUGAAUCAAGAUAGUACUUGCAGCUAGAUGGAUGCUUUUAGCCAGGGGACAUUGUGAGGGGAAGAUUCCUCCACCCAGUCUGGCCUGUGGUGUCUGUCUCCUCCCUGAGACCACAGCUUCUCCAGUAGCAGACUCAUGGGCGCCACCAAGUGGAAGCACCUGGAGCGGCCUCUGCCAUCCAGUGGGGAAGCCAGGCCCCGAGACGGAGGUGGGGGCAGCACGUGCCCUCCACAGCCACCGCUUUCCCGCCUCAGCAGCCCAGGCCUCCUGGCCCAGCCCUGCCUGGACAGUGCUCUCCCCUCACCCGGGAAGCUGGAAUCCUCCUGCCCGAGAGGAAGCAGACGGCACAGGGACACCCCUGCCACCUUGGGAUCUGCCUCCAAGCUGGUGCAGGGUAUCGAGAGUGGAUUCCAGAUGGAGGUCCUGGUCCCAGCACGCAGCAGUCCUGGUAGCUCUGCAGAGGAGACAGGAACCCGAGAAGUAGCUGAAGCAGAAGCCAGCCGCAGUCCCCUUGCCACAUAGAGGCGGGCUUCUCCCAGCCAUGGUGUCCCCUCUGCCUCCCCUCCCCCGACCCUCCUGCCUUCCGCGUGGAGGGUGGUGGUCCUGUAGUGUCAGCACCAGCACCAUGGGCUUGGACCCCCUCCCUGGACACAGGCAGGUGUCCUAGGGCUGGGGGUGCAGCCCGAGGGAAUGGAGACCACACUCAUGGCUCAGGUCUGCCGGGGCCGGCAGGGGGUUGGGGAAGAAGAGGGCUCAGGCCCAGCAGGGGUGGAAGCCCCUGCCACUGCCACUACCCGCUCCAGAGCUUUAAGGAAAAUGAAGUGAGACCCCUCCCCUUAGGCCUGGGGAGCCAUAGGGCUGGCUUCUCUGUGGGUGCGUGGACGUGGGGUUGGGAGCUGGGAAUCUAUUUUUUGUAUUAUGUUUUGAGCUACUGUAGUUUUGGCGUGGCACUAUUGUAAUGGAAAUAAAAUACUUGUACGGAG